This is a messenger RNA of Dendronephthya gigantea, 2929 nucleotides long. RefSeq lists its product as uncharacterized. Lineage: Eukaryota; Metazoa; Cnidaria; Anthozoa; Malacalcyonacea; Nephtheidae. The transcript is spliced from 2 exons. The coding region runs from base 265 to 2226 and encodes 653 amino acids. The record is from RefSeq and is a predicted model, not a curated record.
GUUCACAAAAGCUCAUGAUUUAAUACACGGAAGUACAGAUUUCUAUGCGUUUGUUUUAAUACUUUUCCGCCUUCCAAUUAGUGUCGGAUGGUACGUACGUAUUUUGCGUCUCUUAUAUCAGUUCUGAAAGAAUUCACCUUGCCAGAAAACUUAUAUAUUGAUCUUAAAUCGCAAAUAUUGCAGUCAAGUGACAACUGCUAAGCCUUUUACUGUGGAAGGAACAUAUCACAUAUCACACAGGAACAUAUCUACAAUAAAGUCAAUAUGAUGAACAAUAUCGACGAGACACUUCAUGAUGUAAAUCCAUGUAAACUCAAAACUAGCAAGAAGUAUAAAGCAAAAAUAUCAAAGAAAAUAAUAGCUGAUGUCUGUGCUAUGCUCAAUAGCAAUGGAGGAAAGGUCACCAUCAGGUUGUCCUGCGAUCAUGAGGGCAACUCACCUGUAUGUUUAUCAUCGUCCGUCAGUCGAAUGCUGGAACAGUUUAUGAUAUCAAUAAUUGGACAAUACCUGACUUACUCGAGAAUAAGUAUUGAAAAGAACAAAGAAAGCCUGGUCAUUCUCGUUAAGAAAGCUGGUUAUUUAGUAACAACCAACUAUAAUCUUUAUUUACCAACUGAAAAACAAGUCCUUCUGUUAGAUCCCCGCGAAUCACUAGAAAAUGUCAAGAAAGUCAUGAACAGAAAAGACGUUCCAGAAUCUGUCAAACCUUGCUCGCAUCAAAAAACGUUUUAUAAAGAUAAAAAUUGUGAUUUGGAUGAAAGCAAAAUGUGUCAAUUUAAGCAACUUAAAGCAGAUGAAUCCAAAUGCACGACGUUAGCAGAUCGUAUGACUGGUAAAAGCAAUAAACUCAGCUGUUAUGUUUCGGCAUAUGCCAACCACCAGGGAGGUCACAUCUACUAUGGUAUCAGAGAUAAUGGAUAUGUUGAGGGAGAGGUUAUUUCAAAUGACGAGGACAAACAAGAUAUCAUAAAGAAAGUUGAAAAAUCCAUUAACAAUAUGAUCUGGCCUGAGCAAUAUGGUCAACCAAAACGAGGAGAACACUGGGAUAUAUUCUUCGAAUCAGUGUUAGAUGAAAACUCCAAAAUAAUCCCUUCCACCUUUGUGAUCGUUAUUUACAUUGCUCCCUGUUUGGGUGGUGUGUUUACGGAGGAACCAGAAUGUUAUGAAAUGGUGAAGGGAAAUGCUGAAAAAAUGUCUUUUCUUUCUUGGAAAAAACGAAUUUCGAAACCAGUUGGGAUACAAUUUUAUGCCAAAAAUCCCCAUUCAGCUUCCGGCAUCACAUGGAGCUCAGUGAAGGCUCGCAAAGCAUUUACUGAGACUCAUAAGGUACUAAUGCCUUUAAUUAACAACGGAGAUUGGGAAGCUAUUUUAGGAAAGAGUUCAAGUCUUCAGGGAAAAUCCGGGUUAUACAGUAUAAAAUUAUCAAUUCUUUCAAAAAGAAUUACUGCGUGUAUCCGCAAAGGACGUUUGUAUAGAGCUGGAAAACUACUGCAAAAAUACAAAGAAAUUUUAUCUAAAAGAAAUGAAGAUUCGUUCAUAUUCGAAGUGAUCGGAUUGUAUUUAGAAGCAGCACUAAAACGUGCUCGUGGAGAUAAGACUGGUGGGCUCAGAAAAAUAUUAGAUGAUGCUUUGUCAAAGACUGAACUUAUUGAACCAGGCGUAGUAACAGCUACUGUAUACGUUUUUGUCGCUGGAACAGUUCUAAAUGACCCGAAGAAUUUAGACUAUUCACUUGCAGAUGUUCUUUCUGCAAGAGCUUUGGAACAUUUACAGCAUGUGUCGGAUUCUCCUGAGAUGGUGAGUAAUCUAAGGAAGAAGGCAUGUUUCAUUCUGGCGGCAUCUCAUCUUGGGUGUAGUAUUAAUGGACAGCGCAUUGAAAAGAAUGUUGACCGUUCAUGUUUAGAUAAAACGAGGAGCAUUAUCAUGAGUGUGCAUGAAACCAUUCUUGAAGGAAACCCACUCAGCAAAUAUCAUAAAAUUCAAUUUAAUUUGGUCCAGUCGAUUUAUCAUUAUCGACAUUCACAAGUCAAUCCAGAAAAAAGAACUCGUCUUUUGACGAUUGCUUUUAACUGCGCCAAAAAAGCUGAAUGUCUUGCAAAAGAAAACAAUUUUCCAGAAAUGGUUGAUUGGAGUAGGGCCAACAAAGCAUUGUUUACAGAAGAACUAGUGCGUACGAAACUCUUGUUUGUCAAAAGAGGCACUCAAAAAGGGAAGGAUUCUCUCUGAUUUCAACUAUUGCCGGGCUUUUGAUUGCUCUAGUAAACCUGCAGGUAAAAUGACACGUUAGUUAAUAACUCAGCUGUUAUGUUUCAGCAUUUUCCAACCACCAGGGAGGUCACAUCUACUAUGGUAUCAGAGAUGAUAGAAUUGUUGAGGGGGAGGUUACUUGAAAUGACGAGGACAAACGAGAUAUCAUAAAGAAAGUUGAAAAAACAAUCAACCAGAUGAUCUGGCCUGAGCAUAUUGUUCAACCGACACAAGGGGAACAUUGGGAUAUAUUCUUCGAAUCUGUAUUAGAUGAGAACUCUAAAAUAAUUUCUUCCACCUUUGUGAUCGUCAUUUACAUCGCUUCCUUCCUUGCUGGUGUUUUCACGGAAGAACCAGAAUGUUAUGAAAUAUUCGAGCGAAAGGUCGAUAAGAUGUCGUUUGUAACUUGGGAAAGAAAAACAACGCAAGUAGUUUUUUUUAAAAACUGCGAGAGAGUCGCAUUCAGGUCGCAUUACUUGGAGCUCGCAACAGGCUAAAAAGGUCGCACAUUUUCGUGGCAAUUGUCUAAAAAAUGGCCUGCCAUUUUUAAAAACACAUCGAUAAUCAUCAAUUCGAGGACGAGAUCAGAAUCAGAAAUUUUGUAAAGUAGACCAGUAAAAAUAUAUGACGGUAUGAGGCAACAAAAACGUUUAAAACUAUUCUGUGAUUCAGCAAUUCUUAC